Messenger RNA from Lytechinus variegatus (green sea urchin), 8443 nucleotides. Its product is annotated as rho-associated protein kinase 2-like. Bases 11 to 4015 code for a protein of 1334 amino acids. The transcript has 34 exons. Gene Ontology annotation, cellular component: cytoskeleton; cytoplasm. Gene Ontology annotation, molecular function: Rho-dependent protein serine/threonine kinase activity; ATP binding; small GTPase binding. NCBI's taxonomy places the organism in Eukaryota, Metazoa, Echinodermata, Echinoidea, Temnopleuroida, Toxopneustidae. The record is from RefSeq and is a predicted model, not a curated record. Gene Ontology annotation, biological process: mitotic cytokinesis; peptidyl-threonine phosphorylation; regulation of cell junction assembly.
UUUCUCUCAUAUGCAGGAUUCUCUAUGUGCCUUAACACGAGACUGCGGCAUUCCAGCAUUACGGAAAAGCAAGAAUGUGGAGAACUUCCUCUCAAGAUAUGAGCAGAAGGCAGGGGACAUCACAUCACAUCGGCUGUCAUAUCAAGACUUUAAAAUCAUCAAGGUCAUAGGAAGAGGUGCCUUUGGUGAAGUCAAAGUGGUUCGUGAGAAGACGAGUCAGAAGGUUUUUGCAAUGAAAUGUUUGAGUAAAUUUGAGAUGAUCAAGAGAUCUGAUUCAGCGUUUUACUGGGAGGAAAGGGACAUCAUGGCUCAUGCUAACAGUGAAUGGAUUGUACAGCUCCACUACGCCUUCCAAGAUGAGAAGUAUCUUUACAUGGUUAUGGAUUACAUGCCAGGAGGUGACUUGGUUAAUCUCAUGAGCAACUAUGAGAUCCCAGAGAAGUGGGCCAGGUUCUACACGGCCGAGGUGGUCCUGGCGCUAGACGCUAUCCAUUCUAUGGGCUUUAUACAUAGAGACGUGAAACCAGAUAACAUGUUAUUAGAUUCAUCAGGACAUCUCAAGUUAGCAGACUUUGGAACAUGUAUGAGGAUGGAAAGGGAUGGUAUGGUGCGUUCAGACACAGCAGUAGGUACACCAGAUUACAUCUCUCCUGAAGUUCUCAAGUCACAAGCUGGUAAUGGGCAGUAUGGAAGAGAAUGUGAUUGGUGGUCGGUAGGGGUAUUCAUCUAUGAAAUGCUUGUUGGUGAUACACCGUUCUAUGCUGAUUCCCUUGUGGGUACAUACAGCAAGAUCAUGGAUCAUAGAAACUCACUAGAGUUUCCCGAUGAUAUUUCAAUAACUGGCCCUGCCAAAGACCUUAUAUGCAAAUUUCUAACCGACAGAGACACAAGGUUAGGAAAGAAUGGUAUUGAGGAAAUCAAGCAACAUAGAUUUUUCAGGAAUGAUAUGUGGACAUAUGAAAAUAUUAGGAAUACUGUACCUCCGGUCGUACCUGAACUAGUCAGUGACGUGGACACCAGUAACUUUGAUGACAUUGAGGCAGAAAACCACCCCGAGGAGAGCUUUCAAUCGCCCAAGACAUUCGCUGGCAACAAUCUUCCAUUCAUCGGCUUCACUUACAACAAAUCAAAUAGAUUGUUUACAUCGAUAGAGGGUGGUAUAAAGGAGGCAGAUGGACAUGUAUCAACCCCCAAUGUUGGAGGCAGGGAAUAUGAAGAAAUGAAGAGGAAAAGUCACAGCCUGGAGAAGCAGCUGGAAGCUGAGAUGAGGAGAAAUAAAGACCUGGACCAGAAGAAUAAACACAUCGCUUCCAAAUUCGAUAGAAUUAAACAGGACCUGGAACUAGAGAACAAUGACAAGCUUCAUCUUGAGAAUAGACUGAUGGAAAAAGAGAGGGAUAUGGCUCAACUCAAACACAAACUCCAAGAGCUCCAAAGGCGAGCAGAGCAGGAGCAGGAGGGUCGUAAGAGGGUGGAGCGUCAGGUCUCCCACAUCACAGAUAUGGAGAGGGAGCUGAAGGAGCUGAAGCUCCGGUCUGAGAAGACCACUAUGCUGGAGAGACAGGUGGAGAACCUGAACAAACAGCUCCAGACGGAGGCCGACCAACAUGCGAGGGCCAAGAAAAUGUUUGGUGAUCAUCAAAAGAACUACGCCCAUCUGGAACAGGAGAUCCAUGACCUUCGAGACAAGUACACCAGGGAACUCAAUAACAAGAUGAUCCUAGACCAAGAGGUCAUUAGGAUGCAGACACAACUAGAGGAGGAACAACUCGGAAGAUCACGCAUGGAGGAUCUCAAAACAGAGCUAGAAAGGCAAAAUGUCCAGCUAACGACGGAGAUGAAUCGGUUGAAACAAGGAGAGAGUCGUUCCAUAGCAACUAUGCAGACCCAUCAAGAAAGCAUCAUUCUCCUAGAAAAGACUAAAGCCAGUUUAGAAUUCGAUCUGAAGGCAUUGCAGAAUAAACAUGAGCAAGUUGUAAAGGAACAUAGGGAUGCUAUGGCAGCAGUCAAUGCUGAGAAGAAGAGAAUUACAAGAUCACAAGAAGAAGAACUUCAGAAGACGGUGAUCCAAGAGAGGGAGAUGAGGAACCAGGUGGACAAACAAAAUUCUAUUCUUGAGCUGGACCUCAAGCAAGCACAGCAGAAGAUUGACAGGCUAGAAAAUAUGAUCAAGAUGGAAGAACAAAAGACAAAAGAGAAGAUGCUUCAACUUGAACAGGAGGAGCAGCGUCAUCGCUUCACUCAGAACGACCUGAAAGCUUCCAAACAGACGAGCAGUGGCUAUCAGACCGAUAUCAAGAGACUACGCAAUGAGCUCAACACUGUCAAGGAACAAAUAAAGAACUAUGAGGAUGCGCUGGAGAAAUCAAAGAGCAUUGCCUCUCUGAACGCCUCACAAAUCAGUGACCUUCAGGAGCAACUCGAAGCAGAACACACGUUCACUGCUUUGUACAAAAGUCAAAACCAGGUGUUGAAUGAAGAAUUAAUGGAAUCUAAGCAAGAAUAUCAGCAGCUGAAACAGGAUGUUCAUCAGUUGAGCAACGAAAAAGAAUCUUUGGCAGCUCAACUCGAGCUCACACUCACCAAAGCCGACUCCGAGCAGCUAGCUAGGAGCAUCGCUGAAGACCAGUAUACUGACCUUGAAAAAGAGAAGACAAUGGUAGAACUAGAAUAUAAAGAACAGAUCCAGAGACAAAAGUCUUCACUUAAUGACAAGAAUAGUCAUAUUAACAAGGAACUUGAGGAAGAGAAGAAUCAACUGAAUAACAGGAUAAUGACCCUCAACACCGAGAAGGAUGAACUGAACAAGAAACUAAAGGAUGCGGUUGAAGCACAAGAUGCACUGGAGACCAAGAACGCUGACCUGGAGAAACAGAUGGAGCACAACAAGAAGCUCUUUGCCGAAGAGAAGCUCAAGAAGGAGCAGGCCGUCAGCAAGCUGGCCGAGAUCAUGAGCCGACACGAGUUCACCAAGUCAAGGAAGGGUAAGAAGGUCAGUCAAGCCCAACUGAGCCAGAAAGAGAAAGAGUGCCGGAAGCUCCAGCAGGAGCUCAACCAGGAGAGGGAUAAAUACAGUCAGAUGGUCACCAAGUUUACCAAGGAGAAGGAAGAACUCACUGUGCAAUAUCAAGAUGAGUAUGUCAAGCAUUAUGAGCUCCAGCUUGAUUUGGACAGCCGAGACAGUGAGCUUGAACAACUCCAGCAGCAGAUUAAGAACCUUACAGCUUUACAGGCUUCUGAUAUUGGGAGUAUCAACAGUGCUGGCGAGGCCGAGAAUGGCCAGGGUGGUAGACUAGAGGGUUGGUUAUCUUUGCCCGGUAAGAACCUUCGCCGCCAUGGUUGGAAGAAACAUUUUGUUGAAGUGAGCUCGAAGAAGAUCCUUUUCUACGAAUCGGAGGAACAGAAGGAGAAAAAGAAGCCGUAUCUGGUGCUAGCAAUAGAUAAACUCUUCCAUGUGCGAGCUGUGACUCAGGGUGAUGUCAUCAGAGCCGAAGCGAGAGACAUCCCAAGAAUCUUCCAACUACUCUAUGCAGGGGAGGGAGAGAACAGGAGGGUCGUCCCUGACGAAGCAAAUGAAAAUCCAGAGGGAGACGAGGAUGGCACUAUUGUACACAAGAAUCAUAAGUUUACUAUUGUCCAUUACCACAUGCCUACCACGUGUGAGUGCUGUGGUAAAACCCUCAGUCAUCUCGUCAGGCCUCCACCUUCUUUGGAAUGUAAAUUAUGUCGCUUAAAAGUACACAAGGAACAUUAUGACAAGCAAGAAGAAUUUUGCCCUCCAUGUAAAGUUAACAUCGAUGCAGAGACAGCCAAGCAUAUGUUACUCAUGGCCAACUCCAAAGAGGAACAACAAAGGUGGAUCAGUAAACUUGCGAAACAGAUUCAAGAUAAACGAGUGUCAUUGCCAAGAACUUCAUCUAUUGGCUCCUCUCCAAGGAAUGUUGUGGUACAGAACCGUCGUGUCAGUCAACCUGCUCGCGUCACUUCUUCUUCAAGCAUGAACAGAGGGAGGUAGCCACGCCCAUCUCAUGUCACAUGACUACACCAUGUGACAGAGCAUUUUUUUGUGAGCGAGCAACAGGAAAUGAACUAUGACCUGGUGAUUUGCAUGCCAGUGAGACAGGGUUUCAAGUGAUGACUUGUUGGGAGAAGCAGUUCUUUAUCACCAAGGGAUACCUUUCCUUUCAUGUUGUUGAUUCUGGUUACAUCAGAGUGGUCAAGGUUAUCACCGUACAGCAUCUGCCACUGAAGAUAUCGCUCAAAGGACAGUAUUCGUUGGACCAGACUGUGGAAGAAUCUUCCUGUUCGCAGAUUUCUGCUCUGAGAUCUGCAUCCCAGGUCUAAGUUCUAUCAAUGAUUGUUCUUUAGUGUCUUGAGAAUGCCCAUCGUGGACUUGUCAUGUUAUUGACAUAAUGGAUUCUUCAUUAUUCUUUCAGCGCACCUUCGACUGGCUGAGCGAGGGCAUCUGUCAAGUCAAGUUACCAUUGCCAAAGCAUUCUCUGUUGCUGCACACAACGGUAACAAGAUGCACUAGUUUCUGUGUGUGUGUUAAGCUUGCAAUCUUUGAGAAACUAAACUGUCCUCUGUUAGAUCUACAUGUAAAAGCUUGCAAAUGUAUAUCAGUACAGAGCAUGUUGGUUAAAAAUGCUCCCUCUUUCACUCACAUUUGCUUGUCACUAUAGACAAUGUUGCAUGCAUUUUCUGGAAAAAAAAUAGAUGAACUAUCUUCUGAACAUUAGUGCCUUGAAUUAUACAGUCAACACUGUUGAUGAAGUCAUUUAUGGGAUAUUAGAAAAUGGUCAUUAAUGGCAGAAGUCUAAAUUAAAUAGGGUCUAUGGCACUUGUUGAGUGACUACUGUUCAAAUUGGUCAACCCAUUGACUACUAGAGUCUGUAAUACCUACAGGCUUUAAUUAGGACAUUUCUGUUCCAGUAGGCAAGGUGGUAACUGUGAGUUACUAGGUAGGUUUCUUUGUAUGUCUUUGGUCUAUGUUGAAUGUAGAUCCAACCAGUUUUAUAUCUUUGUAAUGAUACAUGGAUCUUUUGUGUCCAUUAUUAAUAUCCUAUUUAAAUCCCCCGAUCAUCUGAUGUAUCAUGUGCAUCUUCCCUGCACAGAUGUGUUCAUGCUAGAACCCUUUAACAGAGAGAUAUCCCGACAUUCAUCUCAAUUGGAGUUUGAAUUAAAAGACCACUUUUUUCUUUCUUUUCUCUUUUUUUUGUUUGCCUCAGUGACAAGAUCUUUUAUCUCAAUUUUCAAGGGAUUUCUUUAAUCAUAAAUGUAGAGGCAGUCUCUGAUUUGAUUUCCUGAAAUUAUAACUUAAUUGUUUUUGUCAAUUUGAAGAGAGAGAACAAAUAAAUUUAAAUCUUAGGAAAGGAUUGUACCUCUAUAAGUUAUAUAUAAACUCGUUAUUUUUAAGGAAAAAAAGCCCCGACAUCAUGAUGAUACAGGGUAAACUGCUUCAUUGAAUGCAGUUUUGUAGCCGCCAUGUUUCUUUGUUCUUUAUUCACUUGCCAGAUCAUAAUUUUUUUUCAGGGUUCAAAAUUUUGCUCCCCGAGAAACAAUACAACAUUACACAACCAAUUGAUUAUUUACAUUUUAUCAUUUGGAAAGGGAUUUACUCUCUACUUUGAUAUAAGGAAAUGAUUGAUGUAUGGUACCAUGAUAUUCAUUGAUAUUCCUUAUGUAAGGAUAUUCCUCUUCCUGGCCUGGCCAAAUUGUAUUCAUGAAUAAUCAUCAACUAUUCUAGAAAUAUGAUAUUUCUUUGAUUUAUGUCCAAAUGACAUACACAUUUUAUCCCGUUCACCAAAAAAAAACUAAUUUGGGUCUAUUUUGUGAUUACACAGAAAAAUUGUGAUCAUAACAUUCAUUUUAGAAUAUUUAUGUUAAGCAGUCUUCUCUUAUUAAAAUUCUAGCAUAAUGCCCUGCACCGUUAUUACCGAGUGUAAAUUCAAUUGCAUGGGAUAUUGCACAAAGUGUGUGGAAAUGAAUUAUCAUUAUUGCAUGAAUUGGACAGAAAUUUAGUUGAUUUUCAUUCAUCUCAAAUGAAAUGAGAUUUAUUUCAUUUUAUAAUUAUAUCAUUGAUUUGAGUAAAAAGUCGUUUUAUGAAGUAGGUUUAUAAGGCUCAGGCCUCCUGCCUUGGUUCAAAUCAGUGGCAACUUUAAGAUUGAUCACAAGCGUCACCCCCUUCUCUCACUUCUAAAUUAAGAUCAAUUUAUACAAAGUUCUGAUUGAUUGAUUUGAAUUCAAUGCAACUCUGUAAAAAUCAGGGAGCUAGUUUCACAAAGCCUAGUGAUUGGUCAUACCACUGAUCAUUAAAUUGAAUGCAUUGAACAAGAUGCUUAAUCAAUCAUGAAAAUCAAUCAUAUGAUCAAUUGAGCGCUUUGUGUAAUUGGCCUCUGGUUAAUGUAAAGGUGUAGGCCUAGUGAUUAUUGGUUAAUGAAAGGGAUGGAUAAAAUCAAUGGGAAUUAAAGGAUAAUGUUUAAUUCUUGGAUUAUCAUGUUAAUGUACCUAAAUCUUUUGAACCUAAUAAUUCAUGUUGGUUUAAAGGUUAAACGUAUAGGAAACAUUUUUAUCAUAAAGAUUAGAUCCUCGAUCUGUAGCCAAAAGAUUGUUCGAUUCCAUUUCUGCAUGUUUACAGAAGGAAAAAUAAUCUGUAUAUUCUAACUGCAUGUGAGCAGUAGUACUCCGAUUCACCGAAGAUGCUCAAAAUGAAUUUUUACGAGAGAAAAUUAGUUUAAGCACAAAACUAAACAUUCCUCCUUUUUCGAGAGUACCUGUCUGGCAUGAUUGUUGUCAUAUCUGUAAGUUACAUCUCAGAUGUGCAUGUACAUGUACCUAUUUCACUAGCCAUCUAUAAACAGAAUUGAAUCAAUUCAUGGUUGCCUUUAUACUGCCUUGGUCAAGUUCUGUCUUUAAAUUGGUUCUACUCCUAUUUGUUUAUCCAUCUCUUUGAUUAACCAAAUAAAUUUCAUCGUUGGAAAUGGACUUUUUGUAGUCUAGCAUUUAUUCAUGAGAAAAAUUUAUCAAAUUUUGUGUCUUGAUAUAAACCAGUACUGAUACUUCUCUCUUAAAUAUUGAUUUUUUGAUGUACAUGUACUAUAGACUUUUAUUGUAGGCCAGUCCUGUGUAUGUAUUGUCAUGUUAGUUAUUAUCAAUCAAGCUGUGUUAGAUGAUUCGUCCUUUGAUUGUGUAACAUCUCCAUAAAAUCUUACAGAUAUGAUUUGGUGGAUUCAUGUAGGCAUUCUAUCCUGAAAUACAUGUGGAGUAGUAGUUUGAUUGGUUAGUUGAAAGUAAAGAAAGAAUGUUUGUUCUUUAUAGAUCGUGAUUUUAAAAAUCUUAUUCCUGUCUUUCCUGAUUAAAACAAAGGAAUUCUCCGAUAAAAUAUUGUUAUACAGUAUGAAUGAGAUGGACUUCAUGUUGUAUGCAAAACCUUGGGAGUUGGAAGUCUUGAGAAUGAAUUAAAUCUGUGGAGCAAAUAAUGUUGGAGACCUGAAACUUCCUUUGAUAUUUCUCUCGCUAUGAAAGCAGAGGAAUAAUCAUGUGUAAAUUCAGGAAAUAUUUACUAUGUCUACAUGUAUAUAACAAGCUCAAAGACAGAAUUAUAUACCCACUCUGUGAGUGGAUGAUUAUGCUGAUUUCAUCCCAAGCAAAGACAGUCAUCAGGAAACGUCUUUUGAUGGUGGGACUUCAUAUUUUUUUUCUUUUCAUUUGAAAUCACUUUAAAAUCAUGCUAUCUUUUGAUUGCUUAAUUUCCGUAUCUUCCUGUGUUUGUAAAAAAGAAAUGCUGUUGGUGAAAUCAUUUUUGUGUAUCAUGUCUUUCAUGAGUGUACAUACAUACUCUAUUUCUUAAAUAAAUGCCAAAUUAGGAACUUCCAUGGAAAAGAAAUUUGGACCCAUUUACACAGGCUUGGUGAUUGAUGGUAUAGCAGAUUUGUAUGAUUGAUUGAUAUGAUUGUAUUGCAAUCAAUUCUGACAUUCAACUUACAAGUUACAACCAAUUACUAAACUUUUUAUGGGGAUUCAUAACAUAUGGACAAUUCCAUGAAAUAUGUACGUCCGACCCCAUGUAUGCGAGACCUUUAUGAAAUCUUCUGUCUCUGAUUUCUGGUUCUUAUGACAGUCUGUAAUGCUGUCAAAUGACCAUGAUUUAGUCAGUUAACAAAGUGAAGUAAAACCCGAGGAAAAAUGGGGGUCGGAUGUACAAAAAAGUUUUUUUUAUUUUACAGAACUGCCCAUAUAGUUAGUACAAUCUUUACAGGAUUUAAUUUGUUUGGAGGGAUUGCUUUGAUCACACAAUCAAUUCCUAAUUCAUCUCAUAAUCCACUCUCAAUCAUUUGGUUUUUGUUAACCAUUUCUUUGUCCCAUUUUCAGUUAACCAUAUUUGAAUGUUUAUUUUGCAUGCAAGGUGGUUUUGUGAAGUAUAUUCCCUGCAUGUUUUUGUAGA